Molecule: messenger RNA, 15341 nt
Organism: Rattus norvegicus (Norway rat)
Lineage: Eukaryota; Metazoa; Chordata; Mammalia; Rodentia; Muridae
Source: RefSeq, a predicted model, not a curated record
UGCUAUCAAGGGCUCUAGGAUGUUCUAGAACUUUCAAACAGGGAGUGAGACCAGAUAUCCUAGUCCCUGCAUCUUUCAGAUAAGGUGGAAGUCAAGAAGGGCCAGGAGGACCCAUGGAGGCUUGAACUCCUGGGUCCGGUCUCAUGGCCAUGUCUUUAGUCACUGCCUUGCUGGGAUAGCCUGCCCCUGGUGUGUAAAAACGACCUCUAACACCCACAGAUCUUUUUCUGUGUGUGCCUUGCAAUAGGCAAAAUCCAUGGAUUGCCUGCAUUCGGGAGGUUAAAGGGGCAUGAUACCUGGGCCAGAAGUGGAGAAGUCAGGAUUCUAGUCCUCAAAUCUUAGGCAGCGACUGUCCCUUUAGUGUCAGCCUCCUAACUUGAAUUAGAAUAACAAGUCUUAGCCUAAGACUGAUUGUUUAAAGUUGCAAGGCAAAAUGCCAAGGUUUUGUCCCCAGUUCUGGUGCUAAACUGCCAUGUGACUUCAGACAGUUGGUCUCCUGCUUUUCCCUCUGAAGAAUGGGGGUGUUGGGUGUUUCUAUCUCUUGGAUCUUUGUAGCUGACAUUUGAGAUUGAGGCCACCUGUGCGCCCCUGUGCCUUGCCAUUUAUAAGUAUGCCUGGUCAGAGCGAGGAGGGGGAUUCGAUGCGUGCUGUCAGCUGUAUACUCAGGACAGCUGGGGGCUUUUAUGGGCGAGGUCGUGCGUGGGUUGGAGAGGUUUCCCAGAAGAGGCAGUGUUUGAGCUGAGUCAGCAUACCAGACGCGACCAGGCGCUUUCCUAUACGGGUGCAGAAUAAUGUGGGUUUUAAAGCUCUUCAGACUUGGUUCUGAUCAGUCUCAGCAUUCGAUACCUGUGCUUUCUUUGACCUACAGUUUCCUCAUCUGGACUCUGAAAAAGUCAUUUAUGCCAUAGGAUUGUGGAGACAAUUAAACAAGAUUAUACAUAUAUAAAUAAAAAGCCUGUACACAGUAGGCCCUCAAUAAAUGUGAGCUUUUCCCACCUCAUACUAACUGGUCAGAUUUUUCUUUGUGGGAACAAGACAGUGCCAGCUUCUUCCCUCACCCUUGUGGUUGCGAUUCAGGUAACAGGGGACGUAGGAAUGUACCUUGAACUGUAUGUAAGCAGUAGUAAUAGAAGUGGCAUCCCCAGGGCCAGGUGAGGCAUCAUGUAAUUCAGUCAGAAGCCAUCGAGAUUCUCCAUUUCACAAGAGAACGCAGAGUAAGGGGCCCACAGAGGGACGUGGACCCACUCUGAGUCUCGCAGCAUGGCAGUGUCCGGGCAUUCUCCAGUCUCUCUGCUUCUUUUCCCUGCAGCAUUACUUCAAAGGUUGCUGCUUCUGUCUGGUAGCCUGUCACUCAGUGCCUGUUCUGUCACCUGUUCUGGUUGGGUUUGUUUGACAUUUCCCCAGUCUCUGAGCUCAUCUCACAUUUAAAGGCUUGAGGUGGGGCGGGAACUUGAGUCAUCACCUUCUCUGGCUUUUCAUCCUGAAUAGCAACCAGACACUCCCUGAGGGCCAUUGCCUGAUGUAGAUGCCACAUGCCUAAAAGUUUUCUUCCCAGAAGCUCCGGUGGACUUGGGAGUAUUUCCUGGCUCUUGGCAGAAGGCUCUCAGUCGUAACUGCCCAGGGCUCCACACCGAGAAGCUCUUGCCUGGCUAAACCAAUACUAGUGCCUCGCUGUUCCUCUGUAGUACAGACUGCUACUCCUUCAGGUUCUCUACACUGGCCCCAUCUGUAAGCACAGUUCUACGUUCAUAUACUUGCCUAAAGUGUGAGUCUAGCCAGUCACUUCAUCGUCCCUGCUUCCUCAUAUAUCACAUUUUGAUUCUUUAUAUUUAGAAAUUUCAGUUUCCUGAGCUCUCUCCCUAGAGAUCCUCUUUUAUCAGGUGUGGUGCAGGAGUGAAUCCUGUCAAGGAGUCUGAAGCUGAAAGCCUGUUGGCAGCACUCUGAGAAAAGCUGAAGUGGGAGUAGCCCACAGUUAGUGAUCGACUAUCUAUUCCUGUGGUUGGACCCUGGACCGUUCUCUGUGCUUUGGUUUUCUUCCUGCCAGAGUUGGAUGGAAAUGCCUGCCUAGGUUGCGUGCUUCCUCGAGAAGCGAUAUGCUACUAGCAGCCUUGUUUGGAGCAAGCCUGGUUAUUUGUACUAGCAUGUCUCCCUUCCUAGCUGAGCCCUCACUCAGGGCAGGGCAGGCUAGGCUCAUGGCUGUGGAGUGGAACCCCUGAGCAGCAGUGGAAUCCAGUCAGCAGCAAUUUAAUGAGGUGCAGGAGAGGUGUGCAGUGUGAAGGCCACUCAAGUUCCCAGGUUUCUCAGUGCUGGCUGCGGCUGCCUUUCCUGACUCAGCCUGGGCUGCAAGUGGCUGCUUUCUUCCCUAUCCGUUUCUGGAAGCCAGGGCUGCUUUAAAGGCAAUAAAACCAAAUCUAGAGCUAAAAGAUGGUUGUUUAUUGCAACUUUAGUAAGGAAGCAAGCUUGGAGAGUAAGAAAGACGAGGGUCCCAGAACAAGGCUGACGCUGUGGCUUAUCUCCCCCAGACCUCUUUUCACCCGCAGUGACUGGCCUAGUUUGAAGAUGAGCAAAGAGCUCCCAGGUGGUUGGGCUGGGAUGAGCUAGGAGCUGACUUGUGUGAUGGGAAACCCUCCCUUUCCAGGGGCCUGCCCUCUCAGCCUGGGCUGGCUCUCUUGGAGUGAGACGGGAAGAACAGACAGGCAAGUCCUCUGCUCCUGGGAACUUGGGGUCUGAUGAGAGACAAGGCCUACAAUUAUGAGAGACUGUGUGACAGUCUGUAAUUAAGUGGCUGCUGAGGAAAGGCAUUGUCUGAGAAGGAAGAAGUGAGUGUGAACAGGAGGAGUAAGAGCCCUUUGAGGGGGUUGAAUUGGCAGAGGCAGAGGGUGGGGCUGGCACUCUAGAGAAUGACUUGUUCAGGCAGAGGGUGGGGCUGGAAGUUAAGUGCGAGUUUGGAGAACUGAGUGUGCUUGCUGGUUUUGCUGAUGCCUCGGGACUGACUGAAAGUCUGAGGGGGACCAGGCAGUUGUAGGUUGCACUGAACUUCUGUAGGGUACAGCUGCUUUUGCGGAUACUGGGAUAAUGCAACUGGGGGACUCUUUAAAGAUGUUGAUUCAGGCUAGGAAUCCACUAGGAAUGAGUGAAAAUGACGACUGGGAGGAGGCCCGAGGGAGAGGUCAGGGCGGGGCUCAUGGGAAGCAUCGAUAGAAUAACAGGCUGUGCUCCUGAGGAGACUCCAGAUCCUGGGGGAGGAUGUGUGCUUGGAAUUUGGAGAAGGAAGUAGCACUCUGAGCAUGCUCCUGCUGCACCUGCCUUGGAGCAGGCUCCGAGCCAGCGCCUCCAUUGGCAGCCUCAUGAAAUUCGUACAGCAAGCCAGAGGCAGGUGGACUUAUCGAAUCCCGUCCUACAGAUAAGGGGAGUGUGGCUCCGAGUCAAGGCUGGCAGACUUCAAGCCUUGGCUCUUCCCCUGCUACUUAGAAAGGAAAUCUGUGCCUUGAGGGGACAAAGGAUCUGACUGAGCUGCUUGCCCCCUGAACAAAGGGAACGGUAGUCACUAAGCUCAGCUCGCUCUGCAUAGCGAGUUCCAGGCCAGCCAGAGUAAAACCCUGUAUUUAACAAAAGAAAAGGAAAAUUGUCACAAAAGCUGCUUUCUGACAAUCCUUGAUGUCAGGAUUGGGUACCGGCUUAGAAUCUCCAUAAAGUUAGAGGAUCCUUACACCUUUUAGGAGCCCCCAGAGCUCUGCUACACGUGUGCUCCAUGUCUGGACCCCUUGGAAAUCCCAGCCAGAGGAGUCAGUCACUCAGAAGCUAGGAAGAGACAGGUCAUGAGGUACUUCACACAAAGCAACCAGAUGCUAGAGCCCAGGUCCAAAUUCCUAGGCUUCAGGUCAGGGACGGUAGGAGAGAGAUCGGUUCUUACCAAAUGGCCCCUGUAGAAAGCAUCAGUGUUGGUUCCUGUCAUGUAGCCAGAAGGUUGAUGACCUGACCAGAAGGUACCCUUAUUCUCUUGGUGUCAGCACCCCCACCCCACCUACCUCCCAGCAUUGAACUUGCUCAUAAGGCAAAACAACCCCAUGCAACCCCAUCCCUGUAAGCCUUCCUUUGUCACCAGUAAACACUCAGCAUCCAUGUGCCGACUGUAUGCUGGGUAUGACGGCAGCCAUGUCUUCACACCUUUUUUUAUUUGUUUGUUUCGGUUUUUUGAGACAGGGUUUCUUUGUGCAUAGCCUUGGCUGUGCAGGAAUUCAUUCUGUAGACCAGGCAGGCCUCGAUUUCACAGAGAUCCACCUGCCUCUGCCCCGAGUGCUGGGAUUAAAGGAGUGCACCACCACCCCUUGGCUUCAUCCCAAAAUCUUAACAGAGGUUGUUUACAGAAGUUUUUCACAGUUCUCUGCGACAGACAGCCUGAGAAACAUCACUUAAGACAGCGGGCUAGAGUGACCGUGCUGUCCCAUUGAGGUGUUGUAAGUUUACUAGAUUGCUGUUUGUCAGGUGCUCUCACAGAAACUUUCAGAGUUCGUGUGUGCUCAGUCCACUUUCUUUGCAGAAGGUUGCUUCUGGAUCUUUGAUAUUUAUCUAGCCUGUUCUGCUGUGCAAAACUUGUAUCCACUGUUCUGCCAACAGACCCUUAUAUGACCCGGUAGAGCCUUUACAGUUGUAUCUGUUUAUUCCAGAGGAGGAAACUGAGGUUCAGUCACAGAGAGUAGCUUGACCAAGGUGACUGUGAGCUGCUCAUUUAUUCAGCAAGUUUUUAAUCAAGUGUUACUGUGUGUCUGGCAGUGAGCCAGCACCAGGGAUACACUGGCAGGCAAAGCUUCCCUGGAGACUUAAAUUCUAGAGUAUGGCGGCAUCAGAAUGUAGUAGGACCUACCUCAGAACUGUGGCCCCAGGCUCUGUCACUGAAGACCCCUCUGACUUGAACCCAGGGCUCCAGAGUUGCAGCCUAUGCGACAUUAAAGCUAGUCAAGGGACAAGUUUCUGCAAACUAAUCAUCAAAAAUGAAAAGAGAGAAUAAAAGGUUUGCUAAAUUAUUAAUGGGACAGUGAGGAAGGGUAUCUCCCAGAAGGCCAUCUGCUAGUGCUCAUUAAAGGGAAGUCACCCAAAGACAGAGAGCUCUCCCUAAGUUCUUGAUCUGACUUUUCUUCAACCUCCAAAUAUUUGAUUACAGUAGGCACAGGUGUGGAGCCCUGUGGCCAUGUGCAGAGCUGGGGACCCUCCUACCUCCUUUAAUAUUAAAUGAGAGGAGAUAAAGGCUGGUCCUAGGGUACCAAGUCCAGGAAGCACUGUAGUCCACCCCCUCAAUUCCCGUGAGUAGAAAACAAACCUAUGGGGAAAGGGACUUGUUACAAACACAUGGUGAGUGAAAGGGCCUUGCCUUCUCCAGCAAGCCUGACUUGGCUUCCCCAACCCCUCCUGGGAGGAACUCCCUUCUAAAAGUCAAGCUGUUUCUGAGAGUCUGUACACUUAUAUUUUUUCCCCAGAUAUUUCUAAAUUGCCAUCUUUUUCAACAAAUUGCCAACUUUUUCAAACACAGAUUUUUGCUUUUUUUUUUUUUUUUGGUAGUUAAAAUGCAACUCAGGCUAGCCCUUGAACUCUUCAUCCUUCCAUUUUAGGCUUUCAAGCACUCAGAUUACAAGUGUACACCACCACACCUGGCUAAAAAUGUUCACAUUUGUAAAGUACUCCACAAGUGGGGUUCACAUUCUUUUUCUUUCUUUUCUUUCUUUUUUUUUUUUUUUUUAAGAACCACUCUUGCCAUCAUGGUGCAUGUCUUUAAUUCUAGAGAAUUCAAGAAGCAGAGGCAGGUAGAUCUCUGGAGGCUAGCCUGGUCUACAAAGUGAGUUCUAGGACAGCCAGGGUUAUAUAGUGAGACUGUCCCAAAGCAACCAGCCUGCGCUCUUCUAGUCCUGCACAGGACUCUAGGAGUAAGGCCCAGAGAGGGGAAGAAGUUGGCCAGUGUCACUCAGCUGUUCUCACCCAAGGAGUCACCUUUCACUAGGCCUGUCGGAAGGAAGUAAACAAUGGAGGAAAUUUGAGGUGGGGCAGCAGAGGACCAGAGCCAAUAUUGGAGGGAGGGAGGGAGGGAAGACUCUGUUGUGGGCACCUUGGGGACUGUUGGUUCCAGGAAGAACCCUUGCCCACCAGAAAUCUUGUCUCCCUGUGUCCUGGCAACAUCAGGUCACAUAAGCUCCUUCAGACACUUCCCCUUGCAGGCUUGGUCACUGUACCCACCCCCACCCCCUCUGAGUGUCUGCUUUUCACUUGUUCCUGGGUUACCGGGAAGAUCUGGUGAAACAGCCCAUAGGGAAUAGAGUGAAAAGGCUAAGAGUGCAGCAGUCCCAGCCAUUGGGGAUCCCAGAGUUGGUGCUAGCCCUGGUUGGGCCGCAGUCAGGCUCAGCAAACAGCUAGUCAGCCUACCAUCCAACCGCUUCAGAGCACCCCUUGCUGGUGUUUUCCUUCUGUGCUACAGGGCAGACUGUGCUGAGCUUCCUGAAUUUGUUCUGUCCCAGGUUGCUGGGAUCUCCACUGUACUUGUGGAACAAAGGCGCUUAGAUAUCAGAUGAGGAGAGGGAGUCAGGGAGACCACAAGGCUGUCUUUGUGCUACCUCUGAGGUGGGUCCCCUGAUAGCUCAUCUCUGCAGCUUCUUUUCAACCUAUCCCCACCCCCGCCUUCCACCCCCCAAUCUGAGGAAGUAGAGCUCCUCCCACAUUUGAUUGUUCAGAAGACUGGCCUGGAGAAUCUUAAACCCUUAAGGGGCGGAAGCUGGGGGAUUGUGUCCCCUCGGCCUUAUCGGCUUUCCCCGUGUUCCUUUUAGUUUCACUUUGGGUUUAAAACCCAAACUUAAAGCAGGAAGCAGCCACCUCAAGCCCUGCCUGACUGGGAAGGUCUAGGGGAGCCUCAGACCUCACUAGAACGGUAUGGUGUGCCUCAUCCCUGAAGGGUCCCACCCGUGUUCCAGAGGUCUGGCUCGUGGGUGGGGCCCAGUGGGGAGAGGCGCCAGGCAAUAGACAGUGGCGCCCUGGCUAGGCAGUCUGGGACUGGGCCAGUAGGACGGGUUCCCUGGUAAAGUCAGUUCACUCGGGUGUGGUCCCAGCAUCAGGCCCCCCAGGUGGGAAGCUACUGCCUUUUAAACACCCCAUUCUUCUGGGGCUGGGCGGAACAGAACUGGCCCUGGGAAAGAAACCAGGGCCUCCGAAUUUACCUUUCGCAGAGCUGCUCACUUUCCCUAAAGGUAAGACCAAAUACCAGCCUCUGCCUUGAAGCAGUUUCUUCUGAGUACCCAGCUUGCCUGAAAGCCCCUUUGCUCUGUUCAGUUUAUCCUCUCACCUCUUUAAGUCUCGGGGUAAUAGGUACCUUCGGCUUCAGGCUAGGUCUUCCGUGCUCAGAAGCGCACAGGGCGUCUGUUUCUCUGCAGGGGUGGGUCCCUCCAUCUCUGUACGUCUUCUAUCCAUACAGUGGAUCUGCAUUUUAGGAAAGCUAGCAAGAGUAUCUAACUCUGUUUUCUGGGAUGAACUCUACUCCCUAAGGGUACCUUAGGAAGUGUUAGGAAGCGCUCUGAAGAAGGGCUACACCCCUGUAUCAUAGAAAAGUGGCACACUGAUGAGCCCAUACCCCUAGGUUCAGACAGACCUGCAGCUCAGAGUCGUGCUAUUUGGACUCAAACACCUGGAAUCCUGUCACCUAGAGCUCUCAGGUUCUCACUUACAAAUAUAGUGGUUCCUAUCACCUGGUUAGUCUCACCCUGAAGGUAAGAGAGGCGUUUAAGGAGGCCCAGUGCAGAGACUAUACUAUUACUCAAAACACUGACUCCAUCCCCCACUCCAAACCCCACCCCCAGAGGUGUAGCUGGACUGUGGGCUAUUUGGAGGGCAGCCAUUAGCUGUCUGUUUACAACACAAGGCUCUGGUUGGGGAUCUGAAGAACUCAAGGAGAAGGACUUUCAUUCCCCACAAACUGGUAGGCUCAAAUAAACAGAAUUUUUGAGAGGCAAGGGCAGCUUCUGCAGAGGUCAGGAUUGGCUGAGCUGGAGAGAUCUGCCCUGCACAGGUAUUUGCCUGGCAUUGAGAGCUGGGCCUUGUCUCCACAGAGUGCUCAUCUGGGCAGUUUUCUGUAAGCUGUGGCUGAGAGCCUGUUAUGCGUAUGUUGGAAGCAGAUUGAAUAGUUCCAGACUCUCCUGGAACCUUCUGCCUUCCCAGGCUUCCCACGCUUCAUGACGUGGCUGUUGCUCUGCACAGAGGUGUGGUCAUAGUCAGGAGGUGUCUGCUACCUGUGCUACCUGUGCCAAGGGGUGGGGCUUGUUUGACAGCACCCAGUAGAAACAGGAUUAAACUACCCUUUACCCAACAGCUUCCUCAAAGGAGAGAGCUCAUGUGAUAAGAGUGGGAGCAGUCCAAGAGGAGGGCAGUUAGUCAGCCCUCGGCUCCCCUCCAUAACCUUUCCAAACAGUCAUGUGUUGAGUACCAGAGGCUGAGCAAAGAGGCAGGGAAGACAGAACCAGCUGACUUCCAUCCAGCUUGGAGACUGCCCAAGCAGGUAACAGAUAGACAAGAUACCAUGUGAUUGUGUUAAAAGGCAGAAGGAGGCAGCCAAGUGCAGAGAGGGACCUACUUGGGAGGCUUAGAGGACAUCACUGGAAGUAGGGAGGAUGGGGAGCAGCCCCAAUUAAGACCCUGGAGGGCUGUAUUUGCUAAUUUCCAGAAGGUCUGGGCACAUUUAGAUGGGAGAGUAAACCUGGUUAGCCCUGAAGUGAGCACCUUUUUUAGCUCCCUGGAGAGCCAAGGAUCCUGAAGUAUUACUAGUCCGAUAAAGACAGGUUACCUCAGAACUUCAGACCAGGAAUGGAAUUGUACUCCUGUGAUCUCAGCACUCCAUCCAGAGGAGCCAGGGGCGCAAGAAGCUUUCAAGUUCAAGGCCAUUGUGGUUUACAUAGCAAGCCCUAGACUACCUUUAAAAAAAAAUCACAAAUACCUACUGUUUUUCAUAAGUCACUAACUUUUCUUCACCAGUCCCAAAUUAUUGCUAACUUUCUUUAAUGCACUGCACACUUCAUCGUAUCCUAUUGCUGAGGGAGGCAGGUGCUGCUUUCACUGAUGAAGGAACAGAGAGGUAGGUGACUUGCCCAAACUCACACAGCACAGUCAAGAGUUGAAGUCCUGAUUCAUGGCGCUUUUGGUCUAACCACACUGCCGCCUUUGUUUAAGAAACAAGAAUGUUUCUUGUUUCUGUUACUUUUAUUUCUUUUUUGAGGGGAGGGAGGGGGCAAAGUUGCCAUCCCCAAAUGAACAUUUUAAAAGUUUAGGUAAAAGAGUAUGAAGGCUGGCAAGAUGGCUGCAAGGAUGAGGGUACUGUCAAGCCUUAUGGCCUGAGUUUGAUUCCUGGGAUCCAUUGAAAAGUGAAGGAGGGUCAACUCCAGAGAAUUGGUUUCUGACUUCCCCCUGGCAUGGCCACACAAAUAAAUGCCUUUUUAAAAAGCAACUGUGUGGGGUUGGGGAUUUAGCUCAGUGGUAGAGCGUUUGCCUAGCAAGCGCAAGGCCCUGGGUUCGGUCCCCAGCUCCAAAAAAAAAAAGCAACUGUGUUACAGCAGUAAGGUCAGGAUAAUCUUUUUCUGUUUCCUGUAUCACAAGUAGAUCUGUAAUAUAUUGGUUUUUUUUUGAAGUUUUGUUUUAAUCUCUAGACAUGUUGCUGUCUAGCUGCUUCUGAGAGUCCUGUGAUACUAAUAGAAAUAUCACUGCCCCUGUACACCUCCAAGCUUUAUCUCCUAUUUGAAUUCAUUUUUCUGUUUGCUAAAUUUCUGGAAAGAUAGGCAUAUUACAAACCAGCACCUGUUCCUAAACACAUCUCACUCAGGUCGGAGAUGUGUGUGAGGACAUUGAUACCUGUCAGCCCAUCACCAGGAAGGCAGCGGCUGGGAGACUUAGUAAGACCUCAGUUUCCAAAGUCAACAGAGGAAGAAAAAGUAAGUAACAAGAAGUAACAAGCCGAAUUACAGAGUCAGGCCUAGAGUUUUAAAUCUGUAUUUCUCUGACUUUGGAUGUGGGGUGGACGUGGUAAUUGCUAAGUGGGGCUCGUGGUAGGAACGAGCCCCUCAGUGUACCACCCACUAGCUCAUUCCUCAGAAAUUAUUAAAUUGACUAGCAGCCUGGGGACAUUAAGUAUAUUUUCAUUGUUCACACUCCUCCCUACAUCUGUCUCCAGAGCAUCACAUCAUCCCAAAGUGAAACUACAUAGAACCACUCCCUGCUGCCCUUGCCUGCCAUCUGUGUCUGAUCUGACCAGUCUGGGGGCCUCAUCUAGGAACCCAUUUUAAGAUGGAACUCUUUGAAACGUGGGGGCUCACGGGGGUCUGUGAAUAAUUAGCUCCUGUGAUGGCAACUAAAUCUUCUUGUACCCUGCGGAGUUAUUCGUGUCUGUGCCGGGGCUCCAGCAACACUGGUAAAGGACCUCUGCUCUCCUGGAAGAGUACCCUCUCCAGAGUCCAUGGAAACCCCACCCUUUGUGGAAGGGACUCUCACUUAGUCACUUGCAGUAGGAUCUGAGCCAUGUCUGUCCCUUUAUUUUCACCAAGACUUCCUUUGGGAAGGGACAAUACUUCCCAGAAUUACUGGGACAAGAUGGUGGCUUUCUCUUUUCAUCCUUAAAGAUUUAGCUCAGUGUCCAGAUAUGUUGGAUACAAAGUAACCAGGGCUCGGUUUCUCCUUUCUGGAAGUAGUGAAGACUACAAGUAAGAUGACUGGCCUGAGCCUUGUAACAUAUAACUGCAAUGUGGCAGAAACCCAGCCAUGCUUGCUCUGUGAAUUAGCUCUCCAGCAUUUUUUUUUUAUUGGCCAAUUUUUUGAAAAUCUGGUCUGAGGAGCAAUGAGCUGUUUUACUGUUUUACUGCAUGUGAGACAUUGCCUUAGAAGCUCCUGGGUUGGUCCUGUAGACGGAAGGAUAGGGGUCAGGAUAAAGGUUCUGGUAGGUGACCAAGGACGAUGGCGCUGUGUCAUAGAGUAGUAUCCUAAGUUAUUUCCACUGUGAUUGUCUUCUCAAGGGACAGCAGAUCCUUAGGCUUGGAAAUUGUUCUUCAUAUUGGACCCAAGACAGGCAGCAUCAGUCAUGGCCUUCCCACUGUGCAGGGACACAGCUUUAGGGUCCUUCUCAACACAUGAAAACACCAGUCCCCUAGAUGUAGCAUGUCCAGUGGGACUUAGGCCACCCCUAACUUGGGCAUUCUCCUGUUUUUCCACAUAGGUGUCAGUCCUAGGAGGGGAAGGGACAGUUCAAGAGGCAAGUGAUGUCACAGGUCUCUUUGUGAGAGUAGAAGAGUCUAGCAGGACAACCAAAAGCCUAGGGACAGUGUUGGCAGAGCGCCUCCUAGACGGGUAGAAGCUGUCCAGGUACAGUCUGUCUGUCUUCUCGAGGUGCCCCUGGGGUGCGGCUUGGGUUGUGAAAGCUCCUGAGGAGGGCAAACUUACCUCUUCUAGACUCUGGGAUGUGUCAGUUUUGCCGACGAGCUGGUAUGCUCACUAUUAAUGAGACUGGAUGCCGUGAAGUUGGGUCUUGUAGAACAAACAUGGGCCUUGUACUUAGCAAAUAGAACAUGACUUGCUGUGUAAUGCUGAACAAAUUCUCAACUUCUCUGGGCCUCAGUUUUCCUUAGCAGUAUAAAAGAAGAAUGUAAAAGAUAUCUUGAGGGGUCAGAUUCUGAGAUUUCGUUUUAGGGCCUCACACUGUGGCUUUUGAAAGCUGUCUUCCCAACUGUCACCGUGCUGUGAUUUCAGAGGAAGGGAGCUCGGACAAGGAAGGCUAUGGCAGUGUGAGGGAGCAGCAUGGAGAUGACCCUUGUUCCCGCACCUCCAUCUGCCCACCGUGCACCUCUCUCAGAUUCCGCCUCCCUGUGUUCCUGGGCCUGGGACGGAGCCAGAGGAACACAUGGGUUUCCAUCUACAGGAAGCUCAGGGUCUGGAGGAGCAGCGCAGUAAACGAACAGACCAGCAAAGCUAGAAUGGCAGCCGAGACCUGUGCUCACCCAAGCAGGGGAGCGGGGUGAACCUGGGGAGACUGUAAGAGAACUCUGGGGGAGGAACACUCAGGUGUCCUCCUCACCAGAGAAGGGCAGUGCAGGCAGGAACAGCGCCCAAGGACCUGAAACUGUAACUGCUGUGAUUUGGCAAAAAGAAUUUGUUGGAGGAAGGUGAAAGGACGCUGGAGAGCAGUGCCAGCAAUGUGGGCUGGGCAUGUCUGCGAGCACAUGGACAGGGACUGAACCCUCAGCCUGCUGGCCAAUUGGAAAAUGUGACCCUUCACUUCUGGCCGGUAGAGUUUCUGGAAAGCCUGGGACUGAGAGCCGGUGGGCCCCUGGAGCCAUUUUAGUGACAGAUACUCAGUUACCAUUCAUCUUCCACCAUAAAUUGGGCCUAGCCAGGGAUACCUGGCCUCUAGGCAAUUUGACUUAGAGCCUGUAUGGUGGAAUAUAUCUCAGGAGGGGUAGGUAGGAUAACUACCAUCUCUUCUCUGACAGGCUUCUAUGCUGGGGAAUCUAAGGGCCUUAUACUUUGUGACCUUUGGGCAUCAGAGAGAGACAUGUUCAUCAUGCCUAGUGGCAUAUAAGAAGACCCCACCACCGGUCCCUCCACGUACCACAUCGAAACCGUUCAUCUCAGUUACCGUUCAGAGCAGUACUGAGUCUGCUCAGGACACCUACCUGGACAGUCAAGACCACAAGAGUGAAGUGACAAGCCAGUCGGGCUUGAGUAACUCAUCAGACAGCCUGGACAGCAGUACCCGGCCACCCAGUGUGACACGGGGUGGAAUUACGCCAGGCCCUGAGGCUCCAGAGCCACCCCCUAAGCAUGCAGCUCUGAAGAGUGAACACGGGACACUGACGAGCUCUGAGUCCCACUCCGAGGCCGUCCCCAAAAGGAAACUGUCAUCAAUAGGAAUACAAGUUGACUGCAUUCAGCCAGUGCCAAAAGAGGAGCCCAGUCCCGCUACCAAAUUCCAGUCCAUCGGGGUUCAGGUAGAGGACGACUGGCGAAGCAGCGCCCCCUCUCACAGCAUGUCCUCCCGUCGGGACACUGACUCCGAUACCCAGGACGCCAAUGACUCCAGUUGUAAGUCAUCUGAGAGGAGUCUCCCAGACUGUACCUCACACCCCAAUUCCAUCAGCAUUGAUGCUGGCCCCCGACAGGCCCCCAAGAUUGCCCAGAUCAAGCGCAACCUCUCCUAUGGAGACAACAGCGACCCUGCCCUGGAGGCAUCUUCGCUGCCCCCACCCGACCCUUGGCUGGAGACUUCCUCCAGCUCCCCAGCAGAGCCAGCUCAGCCAGGGGCCUGCCGCAGGGAUGGCUACUGGUUCCUGAAGCUCCUUCAGGCUGAAACGGAGAGGCUGGAAGGCUGGUGCUGUCAGAUGGACAAGGAGACCAAAGAGAACAACCUCUCUGAAGAAGUCUUAGGAAAAGUUCUCAGUGCUGUGGGCAGCGCCCAGCUCCUGAUGUCCCAGAAAUUCCAACAGUUCCGUGGCCUCUGUGAGCAGAACUUGAACCCUGAUGCCAACCCCCGUCCGACAGCCCAGGACCUGGCAGGGUUCUGGGACCUGCUGCAGCUGUCCAUUGAGGACAUCAGCAUGAAGUUCGAUGAGCUCUACCACCUCAAGGCCAACAGCUGGCAGCUGGUGGAGACCCCCGAGAAGAGGAAGGAAGAGAAGAAACCACCCCCUCCAGUCCCGAAGAAGCCAGCCAAAUCCAAGGCGGCAGUGAGCCGCGACAAGGCCUCAGAUGCGGGGGACAAGCAGCGGCAGGAGGCCAGAAAGAGACUCCUGGCCGCCAAGCGGGCAGCAUCUGUGCGGCAGAACUCGGCCACAGAGAGUGCAGACAGCAUCGAGAUUUAUGUCCCUGAGGCCCAGACCAGGCUCUAAGGCCACAAAGGAGAAAGCACUCAUUUUAAAUCAUUAAAAACUCAAUGCAAACGGAACAGCGUUUCUCACCCUUUGGUAUGGUUAUUAUCUCUAGAGACCCUGAGCCAACUUUCCAAUUGACACGUACAAGGGCUCACAAGGUGGCUUUUCUGGGUCCCUCCAAGCUUUAGGUUAUGAAGACUUGACUCAAAAAAAAAAAUUCAAAAACCACAAUCUAGAACCUUUUCCCUUGGGCUGCCAUGGUGGACCAGACGACGACUUGGGCAGCCGUGGCCCGGCCUCCAGAUUGCGGUCAUUUUGCUUGCUCUGUCUGCUGAGAACUAGCUUGUUUACAAGACGACGACAGUCCAAGGCAACCUUGGGCCCCUGCCAUGUCCCUCCCUUCCCUACAUCCCACAGCUUUUCUGUUUCCCUGCAGAACUCACAGGGGUCACCACUCUGUGGCUUCUGGUUCACACCCUUUAGGGCUGAGGGCCCAGAGGACAGAGAGAAGGGCAGCAUCCCCUCCUCCCACCCUCCCCACUAAGUGCUCACACACAGCUGGCCCACCCUCCCUCCGCUGCCGUCCGCCAGCCUGGGCAGUGUCGGGCUGGACUGGCCUCCGAGCAGAUAGGAAAGUACUGGUCCUCGGGGUAUGUGGGGAGCCCACGCUUACCAUGCUCCAGCCUCUUCUUCAGCAAAAGAAAAUGUAGGACUCCCAAGUGGCUUCCAGGGGGUUGUCUGCCCUUGGCCGCACCUUCGUCCAGUUCCCCCAGGGGCAGGUGGCGGUGUCUGUACGUAUGUGUACAUAUGCACAUAGACCUUAGAGUGUAUAUUUAAUAAACGCCCAUCUGCUCACCCAAAGCCCACCAGCGCCGCCACCGCCACCGGCUCUCGGGGUACCUGCAGGAGGCGGGUGUGUGAAUAGCAUAUAUUUUUACAUGUACUAUAUCUAGGUGUGUGUACAAGUGUGUGUAAAAAUAUACCUUGUGUGUAAGCAGUCCCGUUUUUGGUUGUCCCCCUAACCUGUCAGCCCAGCCUCUUGAAUUUUUUAUUCUGUUGUGAUUUUCAUCCCAAUCCUCCUCUCCUGUCCCCCACCCCCAUCCCCAAGGUGUUCUGAGCCCUGAGCUGCAAAGGCCUGGGCCCACAGAGCAGGGUGGAGAGGGCAAGGAUGGGUCAGGCCGCCUGGAGGGGGCCCAGUAGACAGUUUGGCGUGCCAGGGGCUGUUCUAUACUGUGCAUAUGAUUCAAGGGCAGUGGGGACAUCCUCUUGUCUGGCGCAUGCUGCAGGGGUCCCCUGGAUGAAGCAAGGGCCUGCUCUGGGGGCCUGUUCCAGCUUGGCCGCCCCCUCUGUGACCUUGGGCAAGUCAUUUGACCUCUGUGUGCCUCAACUUCCUCCUCUGUAAAAUGGGGACAGUCCCUGCCCCUCCCUACCUCACAGGCAUGUUGUGAGAAUAAAUGAGGUAACGUGUAA